Molecule: messenger RNA, 1812 nt
Organism: Chroicocephalus ridibundus (black-headed gull)
Lineage: Eukaryota; Metazoa; Chordata; Aves; Charadriiformes; Laridae
Product: mucin-2-like
Exons: 6
Coding region: 16-1374 (452 amino acids)
Source: RefSeq, a predicted model, not a curated record
CGGCCCCAGGGGAGGAUGCCCUGGGGGCCCCAUCGGCAGGGCGGCGGGCCGGUGCCCUGCGCCAAGCAGGGCGGAGGGACCCCCCCUUCCCCGGGGCCGGCGGCGGGGUGGGGCCUCCCCACCUGCUCCAGGUGCUCUAUAAAGCUGCCACCGCUGCCGAGCCACCGGUUCCUGAUCCCGGGAUCGCAGAGCGCGCCGCCGGCUAACGGGAGAGCAGCGCCACAGAACCCCGAGAGGCACUGGGCCCGCCCCGGGAUGAGCCCCAUGGCGUUCACCGCCCUCCUGCUGCUGCUGCUGCUGGGCGCAGGUAACUGUGACAUGGCCACGAGUGAGACCACCGUGGAGACAACCACAACCGAAACAACCACCACAGAGACGACCACCACUGACACGACCACUGCGGAGACAACCGCGGAGACGACCGCCAUCCCCACGAUCACCACUCCCAACGUCACGAUCUCCAAAACCACAGUGGGCAACGGGAACCGAACCUCCAUCUCCUCCCACAUCACAGUCUUCACCCCUGCCACCAACACCACAAACUCCCAGCCCGGCAACAGCUCCGCAGGCAACGCCACAGCCGAGAGCACCGCGGUGCCCGUCUCGAGCACCGCCAUCAUCUCCCACGCCAAUGCCACCACGAACGGCAGCAACUGGAUCACCCCCGUCGGCACCAACACGACCAACAGCAGCUCUGCGGCUCCCACCCCCACCGCGGGCGCUGGCACCGCGAUCCCCAUCUCCAGCGCCACAGGCAACGGGACCAGCAGCCCUCGGGUCGUCCCCACGCGGGAAACCUCUGUCACCAGCCAGGGCAGCCCAGCUCCCGGGCAGCCCUCCACGGCUGUGCCGGCCAGUAGCAGGGGUCCCAGCCCCAGCAAACCCCCAGCCCCGCUUCCCACCGGGGUCCAGCUGCUCCUCCGCGUCCUGCUCUCCUUCCGCAUCCUCAACAGGAGCUUCAACGAGAGCCUGCGCGACCCCACCUCCAAGGAGUACAGGAACCUGAGCAACGCGGUCUUGACCAUGUACGAACGCGUCUUUGGCUGCGCGAGCUGCGUGGGCGGGCAGACCUACAAGGGAUGCAGCGAGCUCCAGUUCAGGCACCGAGGAGGUGACGUCCCCAGCACCGGUGCCUGCAGUCCCGGAUUGGGCCAUUGCUCUGCUGGUCCUGGUCUGCAUCCUGCUGCUGCUGAACAUCCUCACCUGCUUCCUGAUGACCACCUGCACCUGCCGCCGGAAAAGCCGAGGGAAGCUGGACCUGCUCAGCACAAAGGAUUCCUACCACCCCAUGGCCGAGUACGCACCGUACCAGAGCCACGGCCGCUACGUGUCACCCAACAGCAAGCCCAACCCCUACAGCCAGGUGGCCGGUAGCAAUGGCGGGGGGGCCGGCACCUUCACCUACACCAACCCCGCCACCACCUCCGACAACCUCUGAGGAACGCGCCGGGACGGAGGGCAGCUGCCGAGGGGAGGGGGCGGCCGCAGCCCCCCCCUGCUCCCAGGGGGGAGCAGCACCGGCCCCGGGCGUUUCCCCCCCUCCCCGGGUGCUGCUCGGCCCCUCGCCGCGGGCAGCGGGAGCCGGAUGGUUCUGGAGCGGCCGAAUUCGCGCGCAUGACAGAACUGGAUGAACAAAAAGAUUCGGGGUGGGAAGGGAGGGUCCCCCGCACCCCCCGGCCCCCGCGCUCGCUUGGCCGUGCACCCCCUGCCAUGGGGGAAGGGGGCUGCUGCGCUCGCCCCUGGGGGUUCAAUUGCUCUUUUUGUGGUGUUAUUUUAUAUAAAUAUAAAUCUGGGGUGUUGGCGCCGGGCUCG